Molecule: messenger RNA, 696 nt
Organism: Lodderomyces jiufengensis
Lineage: Eukaryota; Fungi; Ascomycota; Pichiomycetes; Serinales; Debaryomycetaceae
Gene: DCG1
Product: Dcg1p
Exons: 1
Coding region: 1-696 (231 amino acids)
Source: RefSeq, a predicted model, not a curated record
AUGAAAUUAUUAAUAAUUAACCCAAAUAGUUCAGAAAAAGUAACCAACAACUUAAAGGGAAUUUUGAGAUCUCCUGAAAAUGUCAAUUUAUCAUUUUAUACUGCCCCUUCUAAUGCACCCAAAGAGAUUACUGGUGAAAAGACUUCAAAAGAAUCAGAAAUUAUAGUGUUGAAAGAUAUAAAAGAUAAAAAUAUUGCAAAUGAUUAUGAUGGAUUUAUGGUUUGUUGUUAUUCAGAUCACCCGCUAGUAAGAUCAUUGAGUGAAUUGAGUAAAAAACCAGUCAUGGGGAUAAUGCAAGCAACCUUACUUUACACAUUACUGAAUCCAAAUGUUACAAGACUGUUCAUUCUAACUAGUACGUCUGAAUGGGAAUCAAUACUUGAUAAAGCAAUUACCAAUUAUUUUGGAUAUAAGGAAUUUCCAGUAAACAGAUUUCAAAAAACUAUUGGGUUAAAUAUAAAUGUUACAAAUUUAGCAGAUAAAGAAGAAUAUGGUAAAAUUAAAAAGAAAGUUAAUCAUAUUUUAAAUGAACAAUAUAAAAAUGAUCAUAUAAAUUGUGUAUUAUUAGGUUGUGCUGGUAUGGCAGGUUUAGAUUCAAAAUUAUCAACUGAUUUCCCUGAGAUUUACUUUAUAGAUAGUUGUAAAAUUGCAACAGAAUUCUUAAUAGGUUUAGUUAGAUUUAAUAAACAAUUAUAA